CAUUCAUUCUCGCCAUUUUGCAAGAAUGUCAGCCAAAUCAUCAGCUCGCGCUUUUAGUUAAUUUUAUGUUGUUUUAUGUAAAUUUUGAGUGAUUUUUAUUUGAGACCAGCGAUUUAAUAUUUGGGGAUAAAAAUGGACCGUUUCAUAAGUAUGUGGAAGGUGCGGGAGUUGGCGGACAAAGUAACAAAUGUGGUAAUGAACUAUACAGAGGUAGAAGGCAAAGUACGGGAGGCGACAUCCGACGAAGCUUGGGGUCCUACUGGUCAGCAGAUGCAAGAAUUAGCACUGGCCACAUUCACAUACGAACAUUUUCCGGAAGUUAUGUCGAUGCUGUGGAGACGAAUGCUUCACGAUAACAGAGCUCAUUGGAGAAGAACUUACAAGUGCUUAUUGCUUCUCAGUUACCUUGUCCGCAACGGUUCGGAGCGUGUGGUGACGUCGGCUCGCGAACACAUCUACGAUCUACGUUCUCUAGAGAACUACGCAUAUGUAGAUGACUUGGGAAAAGAUCAGGGAAUAAAUGUUAGACACAAAGUUCGAGAACUUAUUGAUUUUAUACAAGAUGAUGAGAAACUUCGCGAGGAAAGAAAGAAAGCUAAGAAAAACAAAGACAAAUAUAUUGGUAUGUCGUCAGACGCGGCCGUGAUGGGUAUGAGGAGUAGUUCUGGGGGUUGGGGCGAAUACAGCGACCGGGGUACCAAUUGGGAUGAACCAAAAGAUAGGAGAGGUGAUGAAGAAGAAGAAUAUGACAGAGAUGACUCAGACGGUGACUAUGGUCAUAGAAAACCACAAAAAGAGAACGUAUAUCGUGACACGGAGAGUGCGGGCGGCGGUGUAGUAUCGGUAGGUCCGGUUGGACGCCGUUCUCCGGACCUGCCUUCAGGAAAAUCCCUCAACAUCAGCCUCAAAAGCCCGGCCGCCAGGAAACCCAGCACGCCAGUUAAGAAGAUCGAUCUAGGUGCAGCGGCGACAUAUGGCAAAUCAGUAACGCCAACCCCAGCGCCGACACCCACGACAGCCCCGCCGCAAUCCCACACUGCACAACAGUCACAAGAACUACUUGAUGACUUGUUCAAGACUUGUUCUGCUCCCACCACUGCAAACCUUGUGCUAGAAGAUGAUUUUGACCCCAGGGCGGAGGAGCAAAAAUCAUCACCAAAAGAAAGUUCCGAUUUUGGGGAGUUCACCAAUGCGUUCGGUGCGCCCUCUACUGGCGGAGAUGACGGCUUUGCGGACUUCACCAGCGCCUUCACCACGCCAACACCGGCACCCCAAGCACCUUUACCUGCGGCACCAGCACAAGCCCCACCACCAGUAGCCCCAACGUCGCCAGCAUCGAAUGUAGACCUGCUGAGUGAACUGUCGAGCCCAAUGCCGGCAUUUGGAAUGGAGGCCCUUAGUGGCCACCUCGCUGCCACUACUCUACAACCAUUGCAGCCAACCUUGCAACCUUCCCAAGGUUUACAAUCAACCAACUUACUCCAGCCCAUCGCACCGACUUCCCAACAACAGACACCGGCGUCGACAGCGAACAACACGAAAACGACAACAAAACUGGGCGCAACAUGGGCAGAUACCACGGGUGCUAUCAAUAUAGAUGUAGAUAAUCUACUAGCCCCUAGAUCGCCUAAAGCGGGCCCAGCGCCGACUAUAAACCAGCUCAAAUCUAGCCCGAACAGUCCAGCUCACAAGCCCAACCAAAUACCCACUGCUGGAAUGCCCAACAUGAUGAUGAGUAGCUUCCCGUACAUGCAAGCUCCAAUGAACAAUAACUUUAUCGCGCCCACAGCUGGACAAAUGCCCAGUGGACAAUUGAACAAUAAUAUGGCGCGACCACAAUUCGAGAAUCAUAAUUUCCUACAAUGAUAUUGGUUACUGGCAGACAUAUGCCAGAACGGUUAAGUUUGUGCUUAGGUUUCGGAGCAUCGAAGUAUUUGUUUAUUCGAUAUAAAUAAUCCAUAAAAUAUCACUAUGUUAGUGAUUAUAUUCAUAAAUAAAAAUUAAUUACAUUGUCUUUAUUAUUAUAAAUUUAAUAUUGAUACUUAAUUACUUUUAUUACAUAUAAAUAGUACCUGUUACUAUAAAAGACACUGCAUUCAAGAAUAAUAUAUGUAGUUAUGUACGGAAAUGCCUAAAUCCCUUUAUGCCAUUCGCAUAGAAUCGCAUUCCAUGCGCAUAGAAUCCGUAUCGCCGUUGGAUAAUCACUGAUUCUAAUGUCUAGUGUAGUGGAGAGGAUUUGCCUAUCAAAAUUGAGGAAUGGCCUGACUUAACAGUAUUUUUUUUAUAAUAUGGCUUUCCUGAAUUUAUAUUUUGUAAUAUAUAUUUUAAUAUCCAAACAUGCAAGAAAUAAUAAGAUUGAGCUGGAAAUUCAAUAUAAUAAUAAUAAUAAAGUAACAACAACAAAUAAAUCGUUUGAAUCUUCGAUGCUCUGAAAUAUUAACAAUAAGUGUAAUCUACAAGUGGGUUUCGUUGUAAAUUAGGUAAAUGAGAGUUUUAUACGAUUUUGAUAUUAAAACCCGUACGUUUUAAGUUCAAUUUCGGUCGAAACCCGCUGUUUUCAGUGGUGCAUAUCAAAUUAUAUCGCAUGAUAUUAUUUUACAAAAUUUAUUGUUCUCAAGUGUUAAAGCUCGGUUGUAUGUUUACCAUGAGACAACUGAAAAAUAUAAUAUACACUUUUUUUAUCCAUUUCUUCACGUUUAUUAAAAAAAUAUUUAAAUAUAUAGUGGCAAUUAUUUUUCUAUAUAUUCUUUGACACAACAAAUUCCAUUAUUAUCUUUUAUAGUCUGUAAUAAAUGGUUAAAAUCAGCUUAUAUAUUUUCGAUUUACAGUUUCAGGUAUAGAAAUUUCAUUUAAAGACAAUACACUUAUAUACAUAUGUAUAAUAUGUUAUCACAUCAUGGUAAAUAUACACAUUCUUGAACAAAGUAAACAAAUCUUACUUUCCGAAUCUUUAUAAAACAUUAACAUUUGGAACCCAGUUUUUUUUUUUCAAAUGUUAACAUUAUUAUUAAAAUAUAUUUCAUUGCUCAAGUUAAGUACCAAAUAAGAGUUUACAUAUUCAAUGAAUAUUAAAACUUUGCAAAAGAAUUACAUAUUUAACAUAAAUAAAAAAAAGUACAUCUUAAAUGACAUUUGGGAAAUGAAUUGUUUGCUUUUGAUAUGAAACUUGUAACAUUGAGUUCAGUAAUAAUCUCUUGUCAAUAUCAACUUUAUUGCGCAAAAGUCGCAGCCAGAUAAUUUCCGUUGCCAUGUUUUAUAUAUAUAUAUAUAUGAAAUGCUUAAGAUGCAAUAAACAAAGAUAAUGUUAACAUUCUUUUUUUUUUAUUAAACCUCUUUAUAAAUGUAAAAAAAAAAAAGAAAUUAGAUGACACAAUAAAGUAUUGUAUAUUCUAAUGUUAUCGAAGGAACUACAACCUUAAAUUUAACGUAACAAAACUUAUAUUCGGCUAUCAUUCCAUACAAGUGCCAGUUGUACAAUUGUCAUAAAUAUUUAUGAACUAAAUAAAGGUGCUUGUUUCCAUUUACUUAAUCCAUAAUAAACCAUUGUCAUUGCAAUGCCUCGAUCUGUAUUUUUUUCUAGUUGUUUAGUAUUUUUAAUCGACGAAAAAGAAAGUCUACUUCUAUUUUUUUUUUUUUUAUAAUUAUGAUGUAUACGAACAACAUUUAAUAAAAAUGAAAUAAGUAUCAAACCAAUAUAAACGUUGCCCCUUAUUUGGCAUACUACUUUAGAAAAAUAAAAACCUUUAAAAACAAGUUCAUCUCUAGUUUAAAAUUACUCAUGUGCAUUUCUAAAUCAAAUAUAUUUUACAAAAAGAUGAUUAGGCUUGACAAAUUCUAUUUAAAUUAUUAAUUUUUGAAAUAAAUAAGUUUUAUUGAAUAUACUAUUUACAAGGGUCACGUUUCUGAAAACUAAUAUUCAAUUUGGUGCAAUUUGUAGGGGAUCUGAUUUUACUUCUUCAUUUUAUAUUAAAUGUUUUAUUAAUGAAUGUAUUAUAAUUUCAGUUUGGCUACCGUUUGCUCUAUUUUGUAUAUGAAAUCUUCUGUUAUUUAAUACCUCAAAUUACUAGAUGUGCCCAUGUUAUUUUACAUAUUUAUGUCUUAAAAAAUUAUUUUGAUGCAAUUACUUUUUAAUGUAAGAACACUUGUUUUAAUUUAUGUGUAUUUAAGUCGAUCAUGCUGGACUAGUUUCGAUUUAAUAUUUAACAAUAGAAUUGAUGCAAAUAGUAUAAGUGUCCGUUUAUUACGAUAGUACUUAUCGUCAUAUGUUAAUGCAUAGACAAUGUUAAAUUGAGAUUCUUUAUAAAUUAUUAUUGUUUAUGUUCCUAAUGUCGAUAAAGUACUAAUUACAUGUACCUUCAUGCAGGUUGUAGUAUUGUUCUUUGGUGUUAGAACGAGUAUAGAGUAUUUUUUAUACCCGCUUUGACUUAUCGUACUGUAGUGUCAAAAUUAGUGUACCUACAUUGUUAUCGUGUUACGUUAGAUAAUAUAGUAGGCUAUUGAAAAUUGUAUAUAAAUAUACUAAACGUUUGUACGCUGAUGUUGCAACCAAGAUUACUCUAUGUAAAUUCAAUAAUUCUUCAAAAAUAUACAUUACGAGUUAAGAAUAAAGAAUAAAUUUAAAUUGACUACUGUUCUAAUGAUAAUGAAAGUUUGUAAAGAUAAUUGAAUGAUUUGAAUUUACUAUCACGUAACGAAUGAAUGGGUUUCAAUUAAAUUUGAUAUACAGAUGUAUGGUAUCCUGAAUAAAAUAUUGGAUACUUUUUAGUCACGCGGACAAAACCGAUAUAAGUGUGUAAUAUAUCGAUUAAAAUAUUAUCCUAUAUGUUAAUUGAGGUUAAAUUCUAUCUAUCAACUUACUUUCAAAUUCCUUCAAUUGUUUAAGCGUGAUAAAAUAACAAACAUUCAUGUUUACUUUUGAACUUUGACUACGUAAGAAUCUGUGAGAUCAGACCAGACAUACUAAUAAAAAUUUGUUUAAAACAAAGAUAAAUUUUAAAAGACUAUGGUAUUAUAAAGUCAUGCCUUUUUUGUAAUCUUUUGUCAAAAAUUUAAAUUAUUUAUUACUAUUAUUUUGGCUGAAUUUGGUACAUUUUACUACUUUCCACUUUAUGACUGUACUGUCUGAAUUAGUUCAGUCUGGUCUAUAAUAUUAAUAAUCAUUUAACACUUUAUUGAGUUUAAGAUAGAGUAACGACCUUAUAAAAAUGGUUGAACGUUGUAAAAUAGUUUGAAGGUAUUAUGAACGAGUCCAUGUACACUUGCUAGAUUAUCCAAUUUAUUGUAUACUUAUUUCUCAAAUUAUUUUGUUUGAUUAUUUGUCUAUAUCUUAUUAAAUAUCUCCAUUCCUAUUAUAUUCACUUUCUAUUCAGUAUGAUUUGUAUUAAAAAAUAUUUAUUAAUAUAAAUAUUACAGAGGUAAAUAGUUUAGUGAAUGUACAUCUUAAAAAUAGCAUUUCGUAAUAUAAAUGUCGAUUUAUUGUUUUUAAGUGCAUUUUAAUUGAAAAUAUCAAAGGAAAAAUUAAUUUUAUUUUUCUAUCGAUAGACACACUAUUCUUUCCUAAGAGUAUAUUACGCAGUAGGCAAGAUUUAUAAGACAAUCUCUGGUCUUUUUUAAUUAUUUUUUACUUCAUUCUACUACAUUUUACACGUGUUGUUUGUUGCACUACAUUUCUUUUUUUUUUGUGAAAUAAGAGGAUAAAAAUAAAGUUGACUAAUGAGUGAAAUUUAAUUUAAUAAUGUGCGUAACAUCUUCAGCCUUCAAAGUUUCAAUGUCAUAAAUUUUGCCUAUUAUGUUUUUCAAUAAAAUAAACAUCUGUCGAAUUUUGUAUUUGUUCGGUUAUACAAGUUUUAUAAAAUUUCUUACGUGUUAAAAAAUAACAGAUGCAUUUAAAUCAUUCCUUUCGGUUUUGUUGGUCAGUGGGUAAGUACUUAAUGUUGUGGAUACGGCAGCUAGAAUUGUUUGAAUACAGAAGAAUUAUUAUAUAACAAAAAAUAUUAUUCUUAAAAUCCACAUUAGUAGAAAGUAUUAUAAUGGUCCUCUGUUAAAUUCAAAAUAAUAAAUAAGAUCACGAUUUUAAUAGAGUAUAACAAUUUUUAAUGAAUUCAUUCAUUACUGUAUAUAACUUUUAGCUUUAUUUUUAACUUUGCGUUGGUGAAUUAUUAAUUCGUAACACUAAUAGUUAAAGCAGGAUAGUAUAAAUCAACUGCAUCUAUAAACCUUUAGUAACAUUUCUAAUAUUUUUUUGCUAUAAAUAAUGCCUUCUGUAUUUAACAUAAAUGUAUUAAGAUUUAAAUUAUUUUAUUAUAAUGAUUAUAAAAUUUUAAUGUAAGAGUCACAUGCGACGCGUUUGGGACAAAUAUCAAGUAAUGAUCGGGACCAAAGCUCAGAGUAACAAAUUAUUUUCUUGGCAGGCAGUAGGGCGUACAGGGGACGUGUCGUGUGUGAUUUAAGUGCUAUGGAGGUGCAAAUCGUGUAUUUUUAUUUUAAUGUGAACGAAGCAGUCAUAGAUUAAAUCUGGGUUACUCGUAAUGACUGUAAACAAUAAAACUUUUUUAUGUAAUACUUUUGGCUAACAAUAUUUGACAUAAAGUAUUAAUAUUGUUUAUAAUAGAUAAUAACCCUUAAAUCAAUGACGUGCUUUUAUCUUUUUCUGUUGUAUACUGAUGUUGAAGAAUAAAAAUACUUACUUUUCAUUUGUAUACGCACCUUAAAUUUAAACAAAACAUUUUGCAAUGCUUUUUUUAGUCUAUGGCUGCAAGCGCGCUAUUUCAAUGUUAUAAUGUACAUAUAAUUUGUAUUUUAUAUAGUUCUUCCAUUUAUUUCGUCAUAAUCGAGAUUCAGAGCAAUAAUUGUGGUUUAAAUUUAUUUGUAGUUAAACAUAGAGAUGAUUUUAUUAGUUUUAUCAUUUAAAUGUAUAUUGCAGUUACGAUUGUAUCCGCACAAUUUUGUUAUAUAAAAACCUCUAUUUAAUAUUCGAAGUAUAAUUAUUAAUUUAAUUAUUAGUUUGCUAUGUGUGUAGUACCAAAAUUCUAACGAAAAUGACUCAGUGCUAAUUUGACAACACUAUUCAUACCAUCUCUUCCCAAUUUCGUAUCGAAUAUAGCAUUAUUAGUGUUGUCUAAAAGAACUGAAUCGUAAUAUAAUAUUCUACAUAUAUAAUUAUAGAAAUUGUUAAUACUAUGAUUUUAGAUAGUAUUGGAUAUGGUUCGACGAUGUUUCGGAUCGGUUUUGAGUUACGUCGAGGACAUGAUGUAAUAAACAUAAUUAUGACAA
This is a messenger RNA of Galleria mellonella (greater wax moth), 7272 nucleotides long. It is a transcript of the gene lqfR, whose product is annotated as clathrin interactor 1. The transcript has 11 exons. Gene Ontology annotation, biological process: endocytosis. The coding region runs from base 133 to 1866 and encodes 577 amino acids. The record is from RefSeq and is a predicted model, not a curated record. Gene Ontology annotation, molecular function: clathrin binding; phospholipid binding. Gene Ontology annotation, cellular component: clathrin vesicle coat; endosome; plasma membrane. NCBI's taxonomy places the organism in Eukaryota, Metazoa, Arthropoda, Insecta, Lepidoptera, Pyralidae.